Caenorhabditis angaria is the source of this 3500-nucleotide messenger RNA. The record is from the annotation of a GenBank genome assembly. NCBI's taxonomy places the organism in Eukaryota, Metazoa, Nematoda, Chromadorea, Rhabditida, Rhabditidae.
AUGGCAGAACAAACAGCUGAUCUAAAUGAAGGCGAUCGUGUACUUAUAUCUGAAAUUUUUCCAAACUAUUCUCAAAGAAGAAAUCUAUAUUCUCAACUUAUGUGGACAAAAAUGCAUUUAUUGGUUUGUAAUUAGGAAAAACCACUUCAAACUUUCCAAAAACGAAAAAUUUCAGCUUCUCGGUCAUGUUGGCUACUUGAAAAGCAUUGAUCGCGAAAAACAAAUCGGUGUAGUUGUUGUAAUGUACGUGCCAGAUCCGGAAAAAUUCGAACUUUGUCAAGCAACUUGUGAAUGGCCAUUGGGAUCAUUGAAGCAUCCAAGAAAAGUUUUCUUUGCUUGCGGCGAUUCGAUUGCAUUGACACGUGGAAAAGAUACUGUAUGUUGUUGAGUUGAAAGGGAAAAUGUUGAAUAUUUCGGAAAUAUUGGAAAAUGAUUUUUUUAAAGAAAAAUUAGGCGAAUUGAAUUUGGGAUAAUACGAUCUUGAAAUACCUGAGAAAAGUCGAUUUUCCAAAAUCAUUUUUCCAGGCUUCUGUUGCCGUUGUGUCUCGAGUCGAAUUCAACGAACUCGGCGAAGCAUCUUAUACCGUAAUCGCUCGAAAUUCCUAUGAUUCUUAUCUCACAUAUACAAUUGAAAAUCGUCAAUCUCCUUUCAAUUCACAUCAACAAAAACGUGAUAUUUUCAUUUGUCCAAUUUAUUCUGGACCUCGUUUAGCUUUUGUUAUGCGAGAUAAUUGUUCGCCAGCUAUUCAUUCUUAUAAGGUAAUUUAUUGUUUAUCAGAAAUGUUAUUGAAUCUUGAUUUACAGCAUACAAUUCAUGGAUACACAACUGAAAAUUUGAUGAGUGUUAUCAGUAAUUGGAGAGAUGAUAGUAGUUCAUAUGCAAAAUUAGUUGAAUCAAUUCGCGCGAAUCCUGAACAAAUUCGAACUGCUGUUGAUGGAGAAUUGCCGCUUUUUCGAGCAGUUUCAGAUGAUAAUUGGAGCCUUGUUGUUGUUUUAUUAGCCCUUGGUGCUGAUAAAUUUUCGAAAGAUUUGAAAGGAAGAAGUAUAAUUCAUAUCGCAGCGGAAAGAGGAUUUGAUAGAAUGCUUGAAGGUGUUUUAUCAUUAUUGGAGAAAGAAGUUAAUCGAACUACAAAAGAGGGUGAUACUCCAUUACAUUUGGCGGCAAGAAAUGCGCAUGCAGCUUGUAUUGAUCGAUUAUUGGCAACACCUUCUUGUCAAUCGAAUAUUCAAAAUGAAAAUGGAGAUGCGCCUUUGCACGAAGUUUGUCUUUUGGCAGAAUCAUCGAAUAAAAAAGCAGCGAUUAGUCGACUUCUAACAAAUUCAAGAGCUUCAAUUCAUCAAACUAAUAAUAGUAAUUUAUCGCCUUUGCAAAUUGCAAUUAUGAAAGGACAUGUUGGAACAGUUGAACAAUUGAUUCAACUUCGACCGCCACAUCGAAGUAUUGGAACGAAAUCUGGAAUGACACCUCUACAUUUUGCUGCGAGUUGUGCUAAUGUGAAUAUUGUUAAUAAGUUGGUUGCGGUAGGUUUUUUCUGGGGAUUUAGCGAUAUAAAAUGGCCUAGAUUUUCAACCUAAAAAUUAGGGUUUUCAUUCUCGAAAUGAGAAUAAUUUGAAAAAUAUAAAUAGAACACGUCAAAAAUAUUUUUUUUCCUUUAUUUCUCAAUGAAACAUUUUUGAAAUCUGAGAAAUUUUAAGCCUGAAUAAGCCUAGAUUUUUCAAUUAAAAUUUUUUCUCGAGCCAAAUUUUUACCUACAAAACAUCAAACACGUUUCCAAUAAUAUAAAAAUUCCAAAAUUUUUCUCCAGCUUGGAAUGGAAGUUCACCGAAAAGAUAAACUUGGCCGCGGUGUCCUCCAUUACGCAGUCGAAAAAUGGACAGGACAAGCUGAAAAAGAUAUGGCGAGAUUGGCAUCAAUUCAAUCACUCGUACAUUCUGGUGCUCCUUCAAAUGUUGUUGAUGUUUAUGGACAAACACCACUUCAUUUGUUAAUUAGAGAAAUAAUUAAACAAAAUGAGACGUAUCCAGCUACUUUGAUACCGAUUUGUGCACAACUUGUUAAGACGAAUUUGGUGAGUUGGAGUUUGGAGAGGGGUGUUUUUUUGGGGAAAAGUUUUUGCGAAUUUUCAUCCUUUGAGUUUUGAUAUGCCUUAAUUUUCAUCUGAAAAAUAUAAAUAUUUCAGAACUUGGAUGAGAUGGCUAGUCGACUUCGCCCCCAUUGGCAAUUGGCUACAAUGUGCUUUUUCGUUGCAAAUGGAGCUGAUAUUAAUAUAAAGUAAUCCUCUCCUUUUCUCUCUAAAAAUCUCUCUAAAAUUUCCAGAGAUCGAAAAGGUUUGACAGUUUUGGAUUUAUGUCAAGAAUCUACAAUUCGCCCGGUAAUUGUUCAUAUUUCAAAUAUCAAAAUUCGAUCUUGCCUUCCGAUGGUUUCAAUGAAUUGCAAUGGAACAUUUGACAGUGCCGAAGUUACGAUGUGCACAUUUAUGUGUCAAGAUAAUAUUGCGAGUGUUCGAUUUGUUCCGUGUGGACAUCGUGUUGCGUGUGUUGAUUGUGCCCAGAAAACAGCGUUUCGUCGAUGUCCGUUGUGUUAUCAGAUUAUUUCGCAGGCACAGGAUAAUCGUGAGUUUUUUCAGAUUUAAAUUUGGGUUGAGGUUUGGAAAAAACAGGGGAUUUUUUGGAAUUUAAUAAAGGACUUGUAUCAACGUCAACAUAUUGGCAAAUAAAGAGAAAAAUCAAUUCCCAUAUUCAAUAAAAAUAAAAUGUUGCAAACAAUUGUCCGCUCACUUUUUUUUCAUUUUAUAAGCUGUAAAUUUUCAGUUUUUGGACCUCUGAGAUUCUCAAAUUUAGAAAUUUUUGAAAAUUGUACUCUGUUUCACAACUGAUUGGCCGGGGUGUGAAUUUGACGAAGUUUUUUGAUUUUUGAAUAUUUUUUUUGGAAAAUUUUGUAUUAGUUUUUUUUUCGAAAUUUCAACGAUAAUUCUCCAGAAAUUUCUGAUUUUGAACGUUUUAAAAAUUUUAACAAAAUGACUAUUUUUCAAAUAAAUAAUCAAACUUGAUUGAUCGAUUCUCACACACAUAAAAAAUCACAACCGUCAACAAAUAUUAUUUAUUUUUGCAGUUGGAAAUGAAGUUAUAAUUGGUUGUCGUGCUGGUGAAUCAGUCGAUGUUGCGGAAAAUUCUGCGAUAUCCGAACAAAUUAUGAAGAAAAUCGCAGAAGACGCGGCUCGUGAAGCGAAAAUUGCAGUUGAACACGAAAAAAUGAUUGAAUUGAAAGCGUUGCGCGAAAGAUUGGAACAACUUGAGAUGGAAACUAGUUGUGCAAUUUGUAUGGAUUCGAAAAUUACGGUUGGUUUUCGAUUUUGAACAUUGAGUUCAAAAAAAAAAAAUUAUAUGUUUAGCUUGUGUUUAAUUGUGGACAUACUGCUUGCUCGGAUUGUGCAUCGAAAUUAAAAUUGUGCCAUAUUUGUCGGAAAACUAUUGAAUCAAAACAGACUAUUUACUCGUGA